Messenger RNA from Aphidius gifuensis, 2175 nucleotides. Its product is annotated as malic enzyme, hydrogenosomal-like. Gene Ontology annotation, cellular component: mitochondrion. Gene Ontology annotation, biological process: malate metabolic process; pyruvate metabolic process. Bases 1870 to 2157 code for a protein of 95 amino acids. NCBI's taxonomy places the organism in Eukaryota, Metazoa, Arthropoda, Insecta, Hymenoptera, Braconidae. Gene Ontology annotation, molecular function: malate dehydrogenase (decarboxylating) (NADP+) activity. The record is from RefSeq and is a predicted model, not a curated record. The transcript has 2 exons.
GCUUAUUCUUUUUUUUUUUUUUUUUUUCUUACUGACAAGCCUUCGUCUUAUUUUCGUAUAUAAAUUGUAUAUAAAUAAACAGAUUAAUACGACUGAUAUGAAUUUAAAUUUUUUUUAUUAAAAAAAAUCGUGUAAAAUUUUUGUAGCAUCAUUUAGCGUUCGCUAUUUUUGUGCAAAUUGCAAAAUACACGUCAGUUUUAUAAAAUCAACUGUUAAUUAACUGAUAUAAUUGCAAAUUAUAUUUUAAAAACAAUAACGUCAGCCAAGGCGUUUUAUUAUCGUCUACAAUUAUCGGAGAUUACCUUCAUAUAACGAUAGAAUGCAUGCGCUCUUAACAUUCACGUAUCUCUCGAAAAUAGGCCAUUGACCAUGACGAUAAUUGCAACUAUACAUAAAUAAAUUUUAUAUUAAUCUUAGGCGGUCAAAUAUAAUAACCCAAGUACAUAAAAAAUUCAUAAAUAAUUUUUUAAAAAAUGAAUCAAGCUUAUUAUUCUGACAGCUGUGCUAAAUUUAAAUCAAAUGUUGCAAAAAAAAAAAAAAUAAAAAUAAUUUCAUAAUUACAAUUAUUUCAAGUAUUGUAUGAUUUCAAUUCAGGUCAAACCAUAACGACUUUAGAGAUUGCAUCAAUCAAACAAUGUUAAUUCUCUCAUGUAUAUUAAAAAAAAAUUCAUUUGUUAAUUACUUAUUAAUAUUAAUAUUUAAUUUUUUUGAGUAAUAAUAGAGAAACCGAGUAGUCACUGACUGAGACAAAACAGGCAGUGUUCGUAGUGUUGAAAUUUCGCAACAGUGAUUAGAAUAUUAUUAUUAGAAAUUAGAAAUUUAACCCCCAUAUUAUAGUUAUAUCAAUUACUAAUGAAUGCGUAAUGUUUAUUAUCCAAUUUAUCUCAAGCAAACCCUUUGAGUUUUUGAUAAAAUCAAAAUACAAAAAUUCUUCAUUUUAUUUGAUACGUUUUGAAGCAGCAAUUUUUGUUGAUUCAUUUAUUUUCAAAUAGAAUACACAAAUAAUUUUAUUCAAUUAAGGUCAGACUAUACGUUGAACCUCAAGUUAUUAUGUUGAUAAUUUAUUUUACAAUAACAAUUAAAUCAGCAGACUUUUAACUAAUUUCAUAGACUUUUCCACAAUCUUAGAUCUACUGCGCAUACCCUUUUUAGGAAAAAUAUAACCAGGUAACAUUGUCCCUAAAAGAAAAAUUAACUUAUGCGCAUGUGCAAUAAUUUACCUGAGGUAAUUUAAGGGCUACAGUAAAUUACAAUCAUUAAAAAAAAAUCUAGAGGCCAAUAAAACAAAGAAAAAUGCAUGACUUGAUAAUAACAACAUGAAAUUACAAUUUGCAAAAUCAUUAAGUUUAUUUUGAAAUACAGAUUAUUAUCUUGAAUGAUGUUAAAAUGUUUUUGUUAUAUGAAAAAAAUAAAACAAAAACUAUUUUGUAAUUAAUUUAUAUUACAACUAGAAUUUUUUUUUUAUGUUUCGGAGUUUAGUUUGAUUGUUUGAUAUCAAGUUAGUACACAUAUAUUGAUAUCUUGACCUAUACCAACAUUGCACUUCUACGUUUUUAUAUAAAUUGCGAAGGUGACCGACAGAGUACGUAUAACUCUGUUAGUGUUAGCGGUGUCAAACAAAAAUUGGCUGAAACUUUCUGAGUGAUUCAGAGUGAUUCAGAGCUCCGUUGUGACUAGUCCAAACAUUCCACUAAGUUAUAACAAUUUUUAAUAGUCAUAAAGCAUUACGAAUGAUUACUUGCAAAUUUACAAAUUAAUCAUAAAAUUAACAAUUCAAUAUAAAUUAUAUGCUUGACCACUAAGCAAAUCAACGUAAUUUAUAAUUUUCAAGAAGUUUCGAUAGAAUUCAAUAAAAAAAAUUAUUUAAAAAUGUCAUGUCAAAAAAGUGAUCGAUUGGGAAUGCCUGGACUUGGUGAUACAAUGUCUGCAGGUCAUGUCACUGGACUCGACCAUUUAAGAAAUCCUCAGCUUAACAAGGGUAUGGCUUUCAGUAUUGAAGAACGUCAAACUUUGGGAAUUCAUGGAUUACUUCCAGCUGCUGUUAAAACCCAAGAGGAACAAUUGGAACUUUGUAGACUCAACUUGGACAGAUAUACUGAUAGUCUUUCAAAAUAUAUUUAUCUUACAAGUUUACUAGUAAGUUUAAUAUUAAUUUAAGAUAAACUUACACAUCAU